Fusarium pseudograminearum CS3096 is the source of this 1959-nucleotide messenger RNA. RefSeq lists its product as uncharacterized. Lineage: Eukaryota; Fungi; Ascomycota; Sordariomycetes; Hypocreales; Nectriaceae. The transcript is spliced from 2 exons. Gene Ontology annotation, molecular function: ubiquitin binding. The record is from RefSeq and is a predicted model, not a curated record. The coding region runs from base 1 to 1959 and encodes 652 amino acids.
AUGGCUUCUUUACCGCCCCUCGCACCCUUCCCCCAGUCAUCAUGGCGGCAGCAUCUCUCUUCUAGCGAGUGGAAUUCGCUUCUUCAAGCCUGGACCUCAAUCUGCCGUGCCUUGGUCGCACUCCCUGAAAAGGACCUCAAGACAUCUUUAUCUCGCGACGACUCCAUCGCAACGUUUCUCUCUUCUUUUACAGAAGAGAUAGCAGAGGCAGGCUUCACAAUCCUAGAAUCUCACUCAACGACACUGCCUAAAGCUGUCUUCCAACUUACUUCACGGGUUUACUCUGUGUCUCCGCCUACGCAACUCUUCGACUAUGAGUUCUUGGCAAAUCUUGCGAGGAUAUUCCCCCGGAAAGCCACAACGCCUCUUAUUGCACAACUCUUUCAACAGCGUACUGCCCCAACAGAGGCGAGUCUUACAGGGCUAAAGAAACAACUUAUCCCUCAGCUGGAGGCUGGAAUCAAGGGAGAUUUGAAGAUAGUCGAGGCUCGUCUUAUACGACUAAACCAUCUUCUGCAUGCUUCACCAGAUGCCUGCACCUUAUUCCUUGCUGGAUCUGAUUUCCUUGACGCCCUUAUUGUGUGUUUUCGCGUCAUGAACCCGCCUCUGCGGAAGGUUAUACUCACAACCGCCUAUUUGUGUCUUAUCGGCCUUAUAGAUGUCGAACCGGCCAAGUGGUCUAUGCUGAGCGACCAGCUCUACGCCCUCAAGGAAGCGGCCGAUGCCCAUAAGGCUGGGCCUCUCAAUGUCAACGACUCUCUUGUCCCUGAACUUAUCACCAAUACUCCUCUACUCAAGAUCCUACUGAGAAGGGCGGAAGACUCUGGAGCAGCGACGGACAACUUCAAGAAGCGAAUCACAGCACUUGAGACCUACAGAAAGGGCGCCAUGAUUCGCCCCAAAAGACUGGUGCGACGAAAAGUGGACAAGGGGAAAGGAAAGGAGACGCAGCAGGAAGCCGAUGCUGACAUUCACGUCCACCGGAUGAGUCUGAUCACGCAGGUGCAGGAUAUAUUUCCUCACCUCGGAUCUAAUUUUGUAUCCAAAUGCCUUGAUGAAUAUGGAGACGACGUGGAAAAAAUCAUAAUGACCUUGCUAACUCAGCCUUUACCGCCUCACUUGGCCAACGCUGAUCGCAGCGCAGCCUUGCCAUCACAUUCAGAAACCGGACACACAGAUCUUGCACCACGACCUACCCCUCCUCAGGUUCCUACACGACAUAAUGUGUUUGACGAUGAUGAUUUCGACCGACUUGCAAUGGAUGUAUCCAAGGUUUCCUUUGGGAAGAAGCCCGGCAAAAGCGCCGAUGAAAUGCUCAAGGACAAGGAAAACGCACCGAACAAAUCGGCCAUUCUCUCUGCCCUGGCGGCAUUCGAUUCUGAUGAUGACGAACGUGACGAUACUUACGACGCUGAUGAUGUGGGCGGUACCGUUGAUGCGUCCAACCAGGAAGCUGAUGCGGCGAGCGACAAUAACGAAGAAGCACUAUUCCGUGCCUACCAGAUGGACUCUAAGCUGUUCGAUCGAGAUGCCGCGACAAGACGUGGCGGUCCACGAGCCAAGCUUAGACAGGAGACUGGCAUGACUGAUGAAGCAAUCGAGGGAUGGGCUCUCAUACUUGUGAGAAACCCGCAGCAGAAACGACGACUGGAAGCAAAGUAUGCCUUCAGUGGACAGCAAGCACAAAUAGACCGCACGUCUUGGCGAGCAUCCCCAGCUGGAUCUGGAGAAGAAGGCAGUGAUCCUGAUGGUGGGUCAUCCAGAGGUGGUAGAGGUGGUGGCCGGGGCCGUGGCCGAGGGCGUGGUCGCGGUAGAGGAGGCAACGUCGCAGGACCUACUGGUGAGAAGGAAACGGAAUCGGCAAGGAAGAACAAAGAGGCGAAUAAGGGAUCUCGGGCAAAUCACAACCGCCGCGAUGCUCGAGCUAAGAAGAUGGCGAGAGGGGGCUUCGCGGGAUAG